Dipodomys ordii (Ord's kangaroo rat) is the source of this 2459-nucleotide messenger RNA. It is a transcript of the gene Glb1, whose product is annotated as galactosidase, beta 1. The transcript is spliced from 15 exons. NCBI's taxonomy places the organism in Eukaryota, Metazoa, Chordata, Mammalia, Rodentia, Heteromyidae. Gene Ontology annotation, cellular component: vacuole. The record is from RefSeq and is a predicted model, not a curated record. Gene Ontology annotation, biological process: carbohydrate metabolic process. Gene Ontology annotation, molecular function: beta-galactosidase activity.
GCCUAGCGGCUGGCCCCGGCGCCCACUGCGGAGCGGAGCGCAGCGGAGGCAGGGCGCACGGGCGGUCAUGCCGGCGAUCCUGGUUCCCGCACUCUCUUUGCUGCUGGCUCCGCUGCUGCUGGACUCUGCACCCUGGAAUACCUCCCGGACAUUUGAGGUAGACUACGAUCAGGACUGCUUCCUCAAGGAUGGCAAGCCAUUCCGCUACAUCUCAGGAAGCAUCCACUACUUCCGAGUGCCUCGCUUCUACUGGAUGGACCGGCUGCUGAAGAUGAAGAUGGCCGGGCUGAAUGCCAUCCAGACGUAUGUGCCCUGGAACUUUCAUGAGCCCCAGCGAGGACACUACCAGUUUUCUGGAGAUCAUGAUGUGGAGUAUUUUCUUCAGCUAGCUCACAAGCUGGAACUGCUAGUCAUCCUGAGGCCGGGGCCCUACAUCUGUGCGGAGUGGGACAUGGGGGGAUUGCCUGCUUGGCUAUUAGAGAAGGAAUCUAUUAUUCUCCGCUCUUCUGACCCAGAUUACCUCAAAGCUGUGGAUAAGUGGUUGGGAGUCCUUCUGCCUAAGAUGAGGCCUCUUCUCUAUCAGAAUGGAGGACCGAUUAUAACAGUGCAGGUUGAAAAUGAAUAUGGCUCCUACUUUGCCUGUGAUUAUGACUAUUUGCGUUUCCUGCGAAACCGCUUCCUCUACUACUUGGGUAAAGAUGUGCUUCUGUUCACCACUGAUGGAGCAAAUGAAAAUUUCCUGCAGUGUGGUACCCUACAGGGCCUCUACGCCACAGUGGAUUUUGGAGCAGACAGCAACGUCACAGAGGCUUUCCUAUUCCAGAGGAAUGUUGAGCCCCAAGGACCUUUGAUCAACUCUGAAUUCUAUACUGGCUGGUUAGACCACUGGGGCCAGCCUCAUUCCACAGUCAGUACAGCAACCGUGGUCUCCACUCUCACUAAUAUCCUUUCCCGAGGGGCAAGUGUGAAUUUGUACAUGUUUAUAGGCGGGACCAAUUUUGCCUAUUGGAAUGGGGCCAACACACCCUAUGCAGCACAGCCCACCAGCUACGACUAUGAUGCCCCCCUGACCGAGGCCGGGGACCUCACCAGGAAGUAUUUUGCUAUUCGCAAGGUAAUCGAGAAGUUUGAAGGAAUUCCAGAAGGACCUAUUCCUCCAUCUACACCCAAAUAUGCAUAUGGAAAAGUUGUUCUGGAAAAGGUAGCAACCGUGACAGAAGCUCUUGAUGUUCUGUGUCCUGGUGGCCCUAUACAAAGCUAUUAUCCCUUGACGUUUAUCCAGGUGAAACAGGGUUAUCAACAUACUCCCUACAAGUGCAGUAGCCCCCAACAGCAGGAAAUGUGUGAGACUAACUACACAGGCUCCUUCUCAUACCUUCCAUUCUAUUUUCAUUUGACCUUGAACCCGUAGGUACCUCAAGGAAUCCUGGAGCGAAACCAGAAGAUCCUUCUUUUCAUAAAGGGAAAAGCUGGAGCCACAUUGGACAUCCUGGUAGAGAACAUGGGGCGCAUAAACUAUGGCAAGUCUAUCAACGAUUUUAAGGGUUUAGUCUCUAACCUGACCCUUGGUGAUAAUAUCCUCACAAACUGGACCAUUUUCCCACUGGACACUGAGGAUGCACUGCACAGCCGCCUAGCAGUCUGGAGAAACCAUCAUGCUAGCCGCCGUAAUGCUGGACGCCAUGAUGCUGGACGCCAUGUUGCUGGACGCCGUGUUGCUGUCCACCACGGUGCUGGCCGCCACAGAGCUGGCCACCACAGAGCUGGCCACCACAGAUCUGGCCACCAUGUUGCCAAAGAGGCUUCUAGCGGCUCAUCUUCAUACACACUCCCGGCCUUUUAUGUGGGCAACUUCUCCAUUCCCCAGGGAAUCCCAGACUUGCCCCAGGACACCUACAUUCAGUUUCCUGGCUGGACCAAGGGUCAGGUGUGGAUCAAUGGCUUUAACCUUGGCCGCUAUUGGCCAGCACGAGGACCCCAGAAGACCUUAUUUGUGCCACAGCACAUCCUGACCACGUCAGCACCCAACAACAUCACAGUGUUGGAACUGGAGUGGGCACCCUGCAGGAUCCACGCCCUGGAACCGUGUAUCGUUGAACUGGUGGAUGAGCCAGUUAUUAGCACAGAGGAGACCGACCAAAUCCUAGGCCUGACAGAGAACCACGAGUGAUGGUUGAGGCUUCCUGGACAUCCCGUCCUGCCCAUCCCUCAUGAGUUCCCCCCCCCAGUAGAGCCGACACUCUCUAGAGACUUAGAUUGGAAAAUAAAUGUAGGGUUGUUGCUGGAGGUUUCCCUAGAGCCCCACCGUGCCUGACUCCCUCUCUCCCUUGAACUUAAGGGAGAUGACAGCACAGUCACAAACAAAUCAGCAAAGAGGGAAGCCUGAAAAAGUGUCACUGAUUUUGAUUUUGGAAGAAUCAUGUUGUCUUUUUGCUAAAUAAAAUUUGUAUUCAAUGGUG